Messenger RNA from Malaya genurostris, 1101 nucleotides. RefSeq names its product protein obstructor-E-like. The transcript is spliced from 5 exons. The record is from RefSeq and is a predicted model, not a curated record. Gene Ontology annotation, cellular component: extracellular region. Gene Ontology annotation, molecular function: chitin binding. Lineage: Eukaryota; Metazoa; Arthropoda; Insecta; Diptera; Culicidae. The coding region runs from base 160 to 870 and encodes 236 amino acids.
UGAGAGUCUCAUCACAAUCGUGCUGUAGUUUACCGUCAACUUUUGGGCAGUCUGGGUGUCUUGGCUUAAAAAGCUAGCCUACGUGAAAGGUUCUAACUGGUACCUCGAAUUAGAGGGCCGAAAGUUGAUAUAAAGGACGCAGUGAUCUUUCAGAACAAAAUGUUCAAAUAUACCAUUGUAAUAGCAACAUGUGCUAUCGUUGCUACGUAUGCCCAAUUCACUUGUCCAAAAAACAGAGGACAGUUCGAAGAUCCAAUCCAAUGCGAUAAAUACUAUGAAUGCGAUGAGGGCGUAGCUACAGUGAAAUACUGUCCUGAUGGACUGGUUUUCGACCCAACAAUCAAACUUAUCAACAAAUGUGAUCAACCCUUCAACGUGGAUUGCGGUGACCGCCUUGAGUUACAGGAACCAAAAGGUACCACCGAAUACUGUCCUCGAAAGAAUGGAUUCUUCACUCAUCCGGAUCCAGCAAUCUGCAAUAUUUUCUACAGUUGCAUCAAUGGUGAAGAAUUAGAAAUGACAUGUUCGGGUGGGUUGCACUUCGAUGAAAAGUCUGGAACCUGCGUUUGGGCUGAUGUUGCAGCACGUACCGGUUGUGGUAGCAACAGUAACAAAAAAUUAAAUGAUGGUUUCCAAUGUCCAAAAGAAACUAGGACAGACAAAAAUGGCCAGAUUAUCACACAUCCCAAUUAUCCACACCCAACCGAUUGUUCGCGUUUUUACUACUGUCUGAAUGGCAUUGAGCCUCGCCAAGGACAGUGCGAUGCUGGCCUAGUGUAUAAUGAAGACGUACAGCGUUGCGAUACUCCAGAUAACGUGCCGGAAUGCAAAGACUGGUAUAAAGAUGACGAGGAAAAGAAGACUCACUAAGAACCUAUAAAGACUACAACAUAAAGUGUGCAAUUGAGUUCGAAUGUGAGGAAUGGCUGUAGGAUUACUGGAUCAUGAGAACAGAGUGUUCUCGAUGUUGGAACUCAAACUUAUUUCGGAGAUCAAUAGCUAUAUUUCAAUUUGUGAUUUCAAAAGUAGAUUUAUGAACAAAUUUAGGUUGUAUGAACAGCUCUAAGCAAAUAACACGUUCGCGUAGAAAUCAUUAACAAA